CCCCUCGCUCCCUCCCCACCCUCCCGGCUCUUCCGUCCCUCCCUGCCGCGUGCCUCGCCCCUCCCCCACGCCUCCGUCUCCUCCAGAGGCGGCAGCAGGAGCCGCUUCGGCAGAGCCGGAGAUGGGCAGAGAGCGCGCGCGGCGCGGCAGCAGCUCAAGGUCCACCGCUCUCCGCGGCCGCAGCUCCCCGCGCCCCUGCCUCAGCCUUCGCCGCCUGCGUUUCCCCCGGCUCCAGUCCCGCUCUUAGGACAGCGCCGCCACCGCCGUCGGCCCUGCCUGCCGCCAGCGCCGAGCAGCCCUCGCGCGCGCCCCGUAUGGCGCUUUCCCCCCGGGACCGGUGUAGCAUGUAAUAACUCAAGGAUCUGAUAUUACAGUGGCGUGGUUUAACAACUGUCUGUGUGCUUCCCAUGAUAUGUUCUCUAAAUUAAAAAACUAUGACAUCAACAUCCAAAGGAAUUCUCCGCCCAUUCUUAAUUGUCUGCGUUGUCCUGGGCUGCUUCAUGGCGUGUCUGCUCAUUUACAUCAAGCCCACCAACAGCUGGAUCUUCAGUCCAAUGGAGUCAGCCAGCUCUGUGCUGAAAAUGAAAAAUUUCUUCUCCACCAAAACUGAUUAUUUUAAUGAAACUACCAUUCUGGUGUGGGUGUGGCCGUUUGGGCAGACCUUUGACCUUACAUCCUGCCAAGCAAUGUUCAAUAUCCAAGGAUGCCAUCUCACAACAGACCGUUCACUGUAUAACAAGUCUCAUGCAGUUUUGAUCCAUCACCGAGACAUCAGUUGGGAUCUGACUAAUUUACCUCAGCAAGCUAGGCCACCCUUCCAGAAAUGGAUUUGGAUGAAUUUGGAAUCACCAACUCACACUCCUCAAAAGAGUGGUAUCGAGCACUUGUUCAACCUGACUCUGACUUACCGCCGUGACUCAGACAUCCAAGUGCCUUAUGGCUUCUUGACAGUGAGCACCAACCCCUUCGUGUUUGAAGUGCCAAGUAAAGAGAAAUUGGUGUGCUGGGUUGUAAGUAACUGGAAUCCUGAGCAUGCCAGGGUCAAGUAUUACAAUGAGCUAAGCAAAAGCAUUGAAAUCCAUACCUAUGGGCAAGCAUUUGGAGAAUAUGUCAAUGAUAAAAAUUUGAUUCCUACCAUAUCCACUUGUAAAUUUUACCUUUCUUUUGAAAAUUCAAUCCACAAAGAUUACAUCACAGAAAAGCUUUACAAUGCUUUUCUGGCUGGCUCUGUUCCUGUUGUUCUUGGGCCCUCUAGGGAAAACUAUGAGAAUUAUAUUCCUGCAGAUUCAUUCAUUCAUGUGGAAGAUUAUAACUCUCCCAGUGAGCUAGCAAAGUAUCUGAAAGAAGUUGAUAAAAACAAUAAGUUAUACCUUAGUUACUUUAACUGGAGGAAGGAUUUCACUGUAAAUCUUCCACGAUUUUGGGAAUCACAUGCAUGCUUGGCUUGUGAUCAUGUGAAAAGGCACCAGGAAUAUAAGUCUGUUGGUAAUUUAGAGAAAUGGUUUUGGAAUUAAAAUUUUUCAUCAUUCGCACACUAGGUAAAACAUUUUGUUGUAAUAUCUUCCAAGUUUUGAAGAUAAGAAAAGAAAAAAUACUCUACUUUUGUGUCACAAUUUAUUUUUACCAUCCUCUCUUGAGUAACAUGUAUAUUUUGGUGGUAAUUUUUAAAAAGUUCAGCAUAUGCAGUCAUUCCAUUUGGUUUUAAAUUAUCCUGUAUAUACCUAAUUAUGUUCGUGGCAAAAUAAUAUAUUCUUCAUAUCAUUUGUAAACAUUUUUUAUUCACAGUUUCACAGUUUUGUAAUUGUCCAUAAUAUAAGUUUGUGAUUUGAUUAUUGUUUCUAUGUUGAUCAGCUAUUUAAUCUAUUUCGGAGAUAAAGAUCCUCAUCUUAAAAUGUGAAUGAUUUUCACUAAGUAUUAUAAUCAGUCUUUCCAAGUUUACAUACUGUAACAAAGAAAAGAACAUAUUGCAAUUGAGUCCUAACUUUUCUGACUUUGAAGUUGAGCCAAGUGUAUAAUUGUCUCUAUUUGAUCUAUUUUUUACCUAUUUUCCACAUUUGUGAAGGCAGAAUUAUUCAGGUAGUGAAUAAGAAAGAUGUGAAGCAGUAUUGUUCUAUUCAGGAAGAUAUUAGACUUCCCAUUUAUUUUCAUUAAGCUGACUUGCAAAUGCAGCUACUUAUUCUUAUGAUCUCGAGUAAAUUAUUUAAGUAUUUUUAAAUAUCUAAUGUGUUAUAAUUUUCAGUACCUGGAAAAUAGUCCUAAUGACAUUUAAUAAAAUCUAAGACAGUUCUACCAUUCUCUUCCUGACACUGAUAAUACUCACUAUUGUAAUAAAAUAAGUAAUUUCCUCACAUAACAAAGAAAACAGAUAUUGGAUAUCUAUAAAUACAAGGUGGACAUAAAUUUCUUGUGCAAUUUACUAUUUUAUAUAUGGUACUAUUAUGAAUAAUUUUUAAUUAUCAAUUUAUUUGGGGAUUUUGGGGGUUUUUUCUUUUUUGUUUGUUUUUUAUUUUUUUAUUAAAUCCUAAACACAUAGAUCAUAUAUACAUUAAUGCAUUUAUGGGGUACAGUGUGCUGAUUUCAUAUAGAAUUAGGAAUGUUUACAUCACACUGGUUAAUAUAUACCUCAUUUCAUUUACUUAAUUAUUGUGUUAAGACAUUUAUACUCUAUACUAAUAGAUCCAACAUGUACCCUUGCAUUUUGCACCAUAGGUGUGAUCCCACCAUUCACCCUCCCUGGAUCUGAACUCCCCCCGCCCCUCUCAUUCCCUCUCCUCCCUCCUCCAUCUUGGGCCAUAGUUGUGAUCUAUUCUUCAUAUGAAAGCGUGAGUGAUUGUAAAUUGGUUUCAUAAUAGUACUGAGUACAUUGGUUAUUUUUUCUUCCAUUCUUGAGAUACUUUACUAAGUAGGAUAUGUUCCAGCUCCAUCCAUGUAAAUGUAAAAGAGGUGAAGUCUCCAUCUUUUUUUAAGGCUGCAUAAUAUUCCAUGGUAUAACAUAUGCCACAAUUUAUUAAUCCAUUCAUGGGUCAAUGGGCACUUGGGCUUCUUCCAUGACUUGGCUAUUACUUAUCAAUUUAAAAUAUUUUUUUUCUGAAGUCCCAAUACCUAACACAGUUUUAUUUUACUAUAUAGACAAAUAAAUAGACAUACCAUUUAAGUCAUCAUUAUCAGUUGAUUUUGGUUCUAUCACUUAAGAGACUGUAAAUGAAAUUAUCAUCAAGGUAUUAAAUAUAAGAUAUUAAACUUAAUAAAAUGGAGAUCUAUAGGAAACACACAAUGAUAAUACAGAGUAGGAUAUAAAUUAAGAUUUAUUGAAUGAAUAAAUACAUGGCAUUAGAAGUCAUGGGAAAAUUUUUGUUACAGUAAAGUGUCAGUUUUACAUUAGAGGUCCUAAUUGAAGUGAUGUCUUAUGUUCCAUUUUAGUAACUGUUUAUACAUAGCACAUUUGAUGAGGGCUUUA
Messenger RNA from Nycticebus coucang (slow loris), 3457 nucleotides. RefSeq names its product fucosyltransferase 9 (gene FUT9). The record is from RefSeq and is a predicted model, not a curated record. NCBI's taxonomy places the organism in Eukaryota, Metazoa, Chordata, Mammalia, Primates, Lorisidae. Gene Ontology annotation, molecular function: alpha-(1->3)-fucosyltransferase activity. The transcript is spliced from 3 exons. Bases 435 to 1514 code for a protein of 359 amino acids. Gene Ontology annotation, cellular component: membrane.